Molecule: messenger RNA, 3452 nt
Organism: Tarenaya hassleriana
Lineage: Eukaryota; Viridiplantae; Streptophyta; Magnoliopsida; Brassicales; Cleomaceae
Product: 2-oxoglutarate dehydrogenase, mitochondrial
Exons: 9
Coding region: 174-3239 (1021 amino acids)
Biological process (GO): tricarboxylic acid cycle
Cellular component (GO): mitochondrion; oxoglutarate dehydrogenase complex
Molecular function (GO): oxoglutarate dehydrogenase (succinyl-transferring) activity; thiamine pyrophosphate binding
Source: RefSeq, a predicted model, not a curated record
AAACGCUGCUAUUUAGUCGCUGCACUACCUUGUUCCUUCCCUCAUUCCCAUUUCUCACGCGGGUGGCCACUUGCCGAGUCUCGUCUUUGAUCCAGGUUGAAAGAAACAGUUGAUGCUUGCUUACAAGAGGUGUUUGAAUUUCUGUGACGAUCGUUGAACAAAGAACACUAGGUAUGGCUUGGUUUAGAGCUGGAUCCUCUGUGGCUAAGCUUGCCAUCAGAAGGACUCUGUCUCAGGGUGGAUCUUAUGCGGCAAGGACAAGGGUGCUGCCUUCUCAAAGCAGAUAUUUUCAGACCACGUUAUUCAAAUCCAAGGCACAGUCAGCGCCUGUUCCACGUCCGGUGCCUCUCUCUAGGCUAACCGAUAGCUUCUUAGAUGGGACAAGCAGUGUGUAUCUGGAGGAGCUACAAAGGGCUUGGGAGGCUGACCCGAACAGUGUCGAUGAGUCCUGGGACAACUUCUUCAGGAAUUUUGUUGGGCAGGCUGCCACAUCGCCCGGAAUUUCAGGUCAAACGAUUCAAGAGAGUAUGCGAUUGUUGUUGCUUGUUAGGGCUUACCAAGUUAACGGCCACAUGAAAGCUAAGCUGGAUCCAUUGGCUCUAGAAGAGAGAGAAAUCCCAGAGGACCUUGACCCGGCUCUAUAUGGUUUUUCAGAGGCUGAUCUUGACAGGGAAUUCUUUUUGGGUGUAUGGAGGAUGUCGGGGUUUCUGUCUGAGAACCGUCCGGUUCGAACCUUGAGAGCUAUAUUGUCUCGGCUUGAGCAGGCUUACUGUGGGACUAUAGGGUAUGAGUACAUGCACAUUGCUGACAGGGAAAAAUGUAACUGGUUGAGAGACAAGAUCGAAACCCCGACACCUCAACAGUACAAUAAGGAGCGUCGACAGGUUAUUCUUGAUCGUCUUGCCUGGAGUUCACAGUUUGAGAAUUUCUUGGCUACUAAGUGGACAACGGCUAAAAGAUUUGGUCUUGAAGGUGCUGAGUCAUUGAUUCCAGGUAUGAAAGAGAUGUUUGAUAGGGCUGCAGAUCUCGGGGUAGAGAGCAUAGUUAUUGGGAUGCCCCACAGAGGUAGACUGAACGUUUUGGGUAAUGUUGUCAGAAAACCUCUUCGUCAAAUAUUCAGCGAGUUUAGUGGUGGCACCAAGCCCGUCGAUGAAGUUGGACUCUACACAGGAACAGGUGAUGUUAAAUAUCACUUGGGUACAUCUUAUGAUCGCCCAACAAGAGGAGGAAAGAGACUUCACUUAUCCUUGGUUGCAAACCCCAGUCACUUGGAAGCAGUAGAUCCUGUUGUUAUGGGUAAAACCCGAGGGAAACAGUAUUACUCCAAAGACGAGGAUAGAAUUAAGAACAUGGGUGUUUUGAUUCAUGGGGAUGGUAGCUUUGCCGGGCAAGGAGUGGUGUACGAGACUCUACAUCUUAGUGCACUUCCUAAUUACACUACCGGUGGGACGAUACACAUUGUAGUCAAUAACCAAGUGGCCUUCACAACUGAUCCCAGGUCUGGGAGGUCUUCACAAUAUUGUACUGAUGUUGCAAAGGCUUUAAGUGCACCAAUUUUCCACGUUAAUGCGGAUGACAUGGAGGCAGUGGUGCAUGCUUGCGAGCUUGCGGCUGAAUGGCGUCAGACUUUCCAUUCCGAUGUGGUGGUUGAUUUAGUUUGUUACCGCCGCUUUGGGCACAAUGAGAUAGAUGAACCAUCAUUCACACAACCUAAGAUGUAUCAGGUGAUCCGGAGUCAUCCUUCAGCACUUCAAAUCUAUCAGAACAAGCUUCUCGAAUCAGGACAGGUCACACAAGAAGAUAUUGAUAAGAUACACAAAAAGGUAAAUUCUAUUCUCAAUGAAGAAUUUCUAGCUAGUAAAGACUACGUUCCACAAAAACGGGACUGGCUUUCAAGUCACUGGACUGGAUUCAAAUCACCCGAGCAGAUUUCAAGGGUCCGAAACACUGGUGUCAAACCAGAGAUAUUGAAGAAUGUGGGACAAGCAAUCACCAUGUUCCCAGACAAUUUUAAGCCCCACAGAGGUGUGAAAAGAGUUUAUGAACAGCGGGCUCAAAUGAUCGAAACUGGUGAAGGUAUUGACUGGGGACUUGGAGAGGCUCUUGCUUUUGCUACACUGUUAGUGGAAGGCAACCAUGUCCGUCUGAGUGGUCAAGAUGUCGAAAGAGGGACUUUCAGUCAUAGACAUUCAGUGGUUCACGAUCAGGAAACAGGGGAACAAUAUUGCCCUCUCGAUCACGUUAUCAUGAACCAAGACCCGGAGAUGUUCACCGUCAGCAAUAGCUCUCUUUCGGAAUUUGGUGUCCUUGGAUUUGAAUUGGGUUACUCUAUGGAAAACCCUAAUUCUCUGGUAAUAUGGGAAGCUCAGUUUGGGGACUUUGCAAAUGGUGCUCAGGUGAUGUUUGAUCAGUUCGUUAGCAGUGGGGAGGCCAAAUGGCUUCGUCAAACUGGGCUUGUGGUUCUGCUUCCUCAUGGAUAUGAUGGGCAGGGUCCUGAACAUUCUAGUGGAAGAUUAGAACGUUUCCUUCAGAUGAGCGAUGACAAUCCAUUUGUGAUUCCUGAGAUGGACCCGACCCUCCGCAAGCAGAUUCAGGAAUGUAAUUGGCAGGUUGUUAAUAUUACAACACCUGCCAACUAUUUCCAUGUCUUGCGACGGCAGAUACAUAGAGAGUUCCGCAAGCCGCUUAUUGUAAUGGCUCCCAAAAACUUGCUCCGACACAAGCAAUGUGUGUCUAACCUGUCUGAAUUCGAUGACGUCCAAGGACAUGUUGGGUUUGACAAGCAAGGAACCCGAUUUAAGCGUCUAAUAAAGGACCAGAAUGACCACUCUGUCCUCGAGGAAGGUAUCAGACGUUUAGUCCUCUGCUCUGGGAAGGUAUACUACGAGCUUGAUGAAGAGAGGAAGAAGACGAGUGCAAAUGACGUAGCCAUAUGCAGGGUAGAACAGCUCUCCCCCUUCCCCUACGAUCUCAUUCAAAGAGAACUCAAGCGAUAUCCAAAUGCGGAGAUUGUGUGGUGUCAAGAGGAGCCAAUGAACAUGGGAGCGUACUACUAUAUCGCGCCCCGUCUGUGCACGGCCAUGAAAGCACUUGGCAGAGGAAACAUGGACGACAUCAAGUACGUUGGCCGUCUUCCGUCAGCUGCCACUGCCACCGGCUUCUAUUCCGUCCAUGUCAAGGAGCAGGCUGAGAUCGUGCAGAAGGCCCUUCACCCCCAACCCAUCAACCUCGCUUCUUGAACUCUUCCUCCCCUUCAGACAAGACAACCUUCGAGUCCGUCUCUCAACAUGUCCUCAAUAAAAGGAAAAAGCAUGUUCUUCCUUUCACUCUGAGUGACUUCUGAGUCAGUCUUUUUUUGGUUUCGUAAUACCAAAUGGUACCUCUGGAAUGUUCCAGAAGAAGUUUGCGUUACGAACUUGCGAACAAAUCAGAAAACUGUUGCGACUUCUUCA